Messenger RNA from Ixodes scapularis (black-legged tick), 7360 nucleotides. Its product is annotated as pleckstrin homology-like domain family B member 1. Bases 52 to 3711 code for a protein of 1219 amino acids. Lineage: Eukaryota; Metazoa; Arthropoda; Arachnida; Ixodida; Ixodidae. Gene Ontology annotation, molecular function: protein binding. The record is from RefSeq and is a predicted model, not a curated record. The transcript has 21 exons.
UGCCGGUGGUCUCACUAUGUUGGUGACGGCGGCGGGCUGCAGUUGACGACGAUGACGUCCGUAAGAUUGCUCAAUUCAUCAGACCUCUUUGGGGCGUCGCACCACCUGAACGGGACCUACCACUCGAGUGACCGUUCCAGAACGCCCAACAAUGGACUGGAAGUGAUCGAGACGAGCCGCACCGUUCGGGUCCACCAGGAAAAGCCUCACCUGGUGAGCCUCGGCGGCGGGAGGCUCAGCACCUCGGUCACCAUACACCCCCUACCCGAAGGCAAGACACGCAUCGGCCGGUCCGACGCGCCGACGCUGCAGGACAUUGUGGUUCAGGGUCCUGGUGUGGAGGCUGAGCACUGCUACAUCCAAAACGAGUCUGGCAAGGUGACCCUCUACCCCGUGGCAAAGGUGAUCUCCAUCGAUGGCAUGACAGUCACCGAGCCAUCCAGACUGCACCAGGGCUGCAUGAUCUGCAUAGGGAGGUCCAAUUUCUUCCGGUUCAACCACCCCGAAGAAGCACAGAAUCUGAAAGAGCUGCUUCCUAAUUCGAGGCUAUCUGCGAGUGCCACAGGCUUUCGUCCGGUGACUGAACCUCCGAGCCGAUUCCGCGGCACCCCGUCCUCGGGCGCCUUCGACCCCCUGGACAACAGCGUGGACUUUGUUGAAAAGGUGUCAAAGUUCGAGUUCCUGGCCCACAACCGGUCCCCGCCGGUCACCUCUUCCGAGAACCAGCGGUGGUUCGUGCGGGAUGGCAUCCGCAUCCCCGCAGCCGCCCGGUUCACGCCGACCUCUCCCCGGUCGUCGUCGCCCAAGUCGCCCAAGUCUCCGCGCGUGGCGGCACUUUCGGGCCACGGGAGUCCCCUGACGGCCGGGCGGUGCACACCCACAUCGCCCCGGCUGGGGACGGGCCACCGGGUGGCGAGCCACGAGGACAUCCGCGCCUGCGAGGUGGAACUGGCGCAGCAGCAUCGCAGGGCUGUGACCGAGCGACUUCGCGACCAGGAGCAAGAGCGUCAGGAGCGCCAGCGCUUGGAAGAGAUCCUGACCCUGUGCGCCGAGUACGAGCGCAAGGCCCACACGUCCACUUCUUCCUCCGACGCCAAGAAGAAGAAUCCCAAGGAGAGUCCGCCUUCGUCGGACUCGGGAACCGAAGACGUCACCUCCCCUCCCGGAUCCGGCAGCGAUUCUUCGGCCCCCGACGACAGCAGCAAGACGUCCGAGUCGUCCGUCACGAGCGCGUCCACCGAAGACGACAGCAAUGAGAAGGCCGGGCUGGAGCGAAAUGACACCGUCCGCAGGAACAAGCAGCUUCCCGAACGUCCAAAUCCCACAAAACCUCCGGUUGCGCCAACGCCGGCUGCCUCCGAUGGCCUCCCUCCAUUGGCAACCUCGAAGCUGACCAACCAGUCUGGGACGAACUUCGGAACAGGAGGCAGCUCUGUCGGUGCAGCCGAAGUUCUGAUUGUGGUUCCGACCCCUGUGCACCAUCCGAACCGCAUCAAGACCAAUGGUUCUUUGGCAGAAUUGGAUGGGAAACGAGCCGGAAGGCUGGCGCCAGACGGAUCUGGCUCGGGCGAUGGUAUGCUCACAGUGGUGAGCAAGAAGGCCAAUGCCACGUCGUCUGAAGAUGAACUCACUAACAUCCUUGGCGUCGGCGGUUCUUCCAAGUUGAGCCCACGGCCCGAGAAGACGGCACCUGCCCCUCCCUUGGAGAAGGCGCCCAUGCCCUCAGUAGCCUACCCGCAGUCUCCCCGCACCCGCAUCCGCACCGUGGCUACUGUGGAGAGGUCGCCCGAGGUCUAUGAGAACCAUCACGCCUGGAAGGACCUGGCCAUCCAGCAGCUUGAGGAGGUGCAGCUGCAACCACCCAGGAAGCUCCCAGAGCGAGGAGGUUCCCUGAACAUCCGCAAGGCCACCGAAGAGCCCAGGGUCCCCCUGAGACGGGCCAGGUCAAGUUCUGAUGAUGUCAGCCUGAUGAGAAGACAGAGAGAAGAUUCCUUUCACCAGAUCACCAAACUCAAGAAGGACAUCUUCAGUUUGGAAGCACAUGCCAACGAGGGAAUGCGUGAGUUGGAGCUGGAGCAUGCCCUGAUCACGGGAGAGCUGACUGACGCCCAGGCUUGCCAAAAGUCGGACUAUCUUGUCCUGGAGAAUCUUCAAGAGGAGGAGAGGCGCCUGGCCAAACAAGCUGAGCUAGACCGAGAGCAGGAGCAGCUGCAACUGCAGGUGUCGCGCGGACGCAUCGACAAGUGGGAGCGGCUGACGCGGGAGCUGCACGAGGUGCUGUCUGAGGAAGGAGGGGAGGGGGAGGAGGAAGGGGGAGACGGGAGGAGGGUGCUGGGACCCAGGGCGGAGGCCUCUUUUCCCCGCCGGCAAGAGCUGGAGGAGCGCUACCGGCGGGAGCUGGAGAGCCUGGACGGGGAAAGGAGGGCCUUCGAGGACCUCGAGUUCCGGCAGCUGGAGCGGGAAGCCCGCAGAGAGGAGGAGAGAGAGGCACUUGCACACAGGGCAGACCGGGUCAGGGCUGCCCUCGCGGACAGGCAGCUAAGAAUUCGAGAGCUCAUGGAACAGCAGAAGACAAUCGCCAUGCAGAUCGAGCAGGAGCAGUCAAGUUCUGACAUUGACAAACAGCUGAUUCAUGCACAAUUGCUACAGGAACAGCGGAAGCUGGACGUCCUUGACCAGCAGCUGAGGCAUGCUACCCGCACUCCCCAGGACGCUUCUCUAGACUCCAGCGAUGACAGCAGCUCUUCAGAGUCGGAAAUUAAUAACGCUUUAAAGUUGGGCAGCCAGAACCAAUGGAAUCAGCGACUAUGCUUGCACGUGCCUGACAUCGCAGUGAACCGGCUAAGUGGCAACGACUCUAGCUUCACAGGAGUGGAGUCAGAAUCUUCUAGCAUUGUCAGCAGCAGCGAUCUUCCCAACGAGAGCGUCAGCAGCAGCAGUGACGACCGCAGCCGGCCCACCAGCGAGCACGUGAUCAUGCCACAGGUCAUCGCUCAGGUAUGUGCUUCCACUUUUCCCGAUCAACAGCCCAACGUCCGUGGUCUUGGCUGGGUAUGUGAAACCACCUGUACUUGCCCCCGCAAUUCAUCGUGUAGGCGACUAAAGGUGCAUCAGCACGAACGCAACCAGCAGCUGAAUGCAGAGGACCGGUCAGUGCUAGUUCCCCGUUCCGGAGAUGACGCCAUCCACCAUGAAAUCCGCAGGAGGGAGAAGCAGAAGGCUCAGAGACCGCUGACUCGGUACCUUCCGGUGCGGGGAGCAGAGUGCGACCUGCGGCAGCACGUGGAGUCUGCGGGUCACCAGGUCGAGCUCUGCCCGCACAUCCACCUGACUGCGAGCUCGUGCCGUGGCUAUCUGCACAAGCUGGGUGGCAAAUGGCGCUCCUGGAAGAAGCGCUGGUUCGUCUUUGACCGCAGCCGCCGGGCGCUUGUGUACUUCAGCGACAAGACCGAGACCAAACUCAAGGGCGGCGUCCCCUUCCAGGCGAUAGAAGAGGUGUACGUGGAUCACCUGCACUCUGUGAAGAGCCCCAACCCCCGGGUGACGUUCUGCGUCAAAACGUAUGAGCGCACGUUCCACCUGAUGGCCCCGACUGCCGAGGCGAUGCGCAUUUGGGUGGACGUCAUCUUCACGGGGGCAGAGGGCUACCUCGAGUUCCUCUCCGAAGCAGACAUGGCCCCCUCCCGCUCUCGCCACAAGUUCAAGGAAUGAGCCGCAAGCUCGAGGAGAGCCACUUCACAUCUAUGGGGGGUACAGGGGAUGCUGGAUUGGACAACGGUAUCCUCCAAGCAUGCGCGGAAUGCCUUCACAACCGUCAUCUAUGUGGCUAAAACCAACGAAGGAGCAAGCUACAUCAGUAGGUUGGAGUGACAACAUUUUGCCCAGGGAGUGAUGUGCCAUGUAUUCCUCAGAGUGAAGGACACUUGGAGGCAGAGAUAGCUUUUUGGUCAUGAACAAAAAUGCCAAGUGACGUUUGAAAGACUUGCCGCGGUCAUCGUUCCGGUUGCCCGUAAAUUCAGCUUCAUGUCGACGCACUCGUGCAUCAAAAGGGAAGGGUCUUGUGCGCACUUUCGACACGUUUGGGAGGCUCUGGUCUCCGUGAGUCAUCAUUGUAAACUUGGCACUUCUUUGCUGUUUUUUUUUUGUGUGUUAGAGUAUGUUUUGAGGCAUGAAACAUAUCGGAGCCUGGAAGUGCACGUUUCUUCUCAACAUUUCAAUUUCAUAUCUUAGUGUACUCAAGUGCUCAGCCAGGAAUUUUGUUUGAUGUGGCUCUUGUGUGGCCCUUGUAAUGUGUAAGGCUUGUUUGUCUUGCUUGUUAUAAUGAAAAGGUUUCUUGCUUGUCAUGUAUUAUUGACCUUUCAGGAAAAUGCUCCUGAUAACAUAACAGUCAACUGAGGUGUACCUUUGUAUGUAUUGUAAGCUGGUUUCAUUCGCAGAACUUUCUGAGGUUGCUGCAUCCUAACUGAGUGUUGAUGUGAUAGGCUGAGCGUGAUAUUAUAAAAGCUCCCAAGUUUUUUUUUUUAGUACAUGCAUUCAGCAUUAAUUUCUAAAGUAUGAAAAUAUCAGCAUGAACUUAAUAUUUAGCUGUUUCAUCGUGUUUUGAAAGUGUAAAGCUCCAUAACAGUUGUAAGCAGGGAAUGUUGACUGUUGGUUAAAUGGCUUGUUGAAACCAUAUUUGUCUAGCUUUAUUUCCCUCAUCAUGUGAAAGGAAGGCAAGUUGAAUGGUUUCUUGGACAUCGACCUUUGCACAUCACCAUUGUCAUAGUCAUCUGUAUCUCAUUAUAUGUCAACAACCGUUUACCUUUUUGAAAUUUGGAAAUAUUUACAGUGGAGGAAGUUGCUCUGUAUCGGGAUCCAAUGGCAGUUUACCUAUAAAUUAGGGAGAGGGAGCUUCAAAAGAAACAUUUAAUUCUGCACUGAUCAACACUGGUUUGAAUAUAUUGGACACAUGGCCCGAAUUGCAUCACUUUACACACACUCCACCAGUGAUUCAAGAUUUUGUCAUCUAAGCAAUUUCGUAGAGCAUUUGGGCCAGAAAUUGAUCUCCUUGUAUGCAUUACCACAAGAACCCAAAUGUUGUGGCUGCCUUAUAUAAGAGUACACUAGGCAAAUUCCCAGGAGUACCACAGGGUGGUGGUAUACACUUCCCAUGGAGACUUAGCUGAGGGAUCCAGUACACAGUGUUUUGAACUCUUUUAGUGAUUCCUUCUGUGGCAGUUCCUGACUGUCGCUUUUUUUUCUUGUUUCAGACAAAAAGGGCAGUUUGUGAGGGCCCCUGAAGGGGCAGAUUUUGUGUAAGGCAUUUACAGAUUACCUUUUUUUUAUCUCCUCAUUUUUUCAUAAUUUGUCGAUGACAUUUGAGGAGGCAUUGCACACAAAUUUUGGCUGUUUUGCUUCCCAUCAGACCUGACAGACCUGGUAUGUCUUUUUUUUUUUUUUACUUUAAGUUUGAGAUUUUGAAGUGUGGAUGCUAAAGACAACAUUGUUCAUGGCUUGGGUCUCUUGAAGGCAUCUCGGCUUGUUUGGGUCAUUGCUUGCCAACUUGGCAUCUAUGUACUCUACUACCUUAGUUGCACAAAUUAAUUAGGCGUAGUGGUACAGCAAAAUGCAUGCCACACAGCGCACGAAGGCAGAUAUCAAUACUGUUUCAGGUUGUAUGUCUACAAUAUAAGGGCAUUUCUUCCUGCCAUGUCACCAUUGAAAUUGCUUUAUGCUGGUGCCUUCAAUCUCAGAUUGGGAAUUCCCGGACUGUGCCCUACCUAGGUGUCCUUGGACGUGUUGGGCUCCACUUGCAGUCACAGUCGUGACACAAUCACUCAAACUUAGUACUAUAUGCUCUCGGUGCAUAUGGUUAUCAUUUUACUAGAAGAGUGAAACCUGUCCAAGCAGCUCAUACAUAUAUCUGCUGGGACACAAAGCAAAUAUCUAAGUCAACCCAUGUUCCUGUUGCAGAUGAUUGUGUUUCAAUGUUUAAGUGUGACUCCAUUACAAAAAGCUAUUGUAGAUAUGUGAAAAGCCUGCGGUUGGAAGUUGUGUUCAGUCACUUUUUUUUAGCAGAAUGCUUUGAUUUGCACUGCAGGAAGGAUGGAAUUCGAAAUUGUUUUAAUUUUGACAACUUGUCUAAUGACUUCUGUGGACACAUGCACUGAUGUAAACUUCAGAGAUAAAUCUAGCUGCUUCAGGAUUAAGGCUGGUGAAGUGGUGCUAACUUCAACCUAGCUCUUCAGGGUGUUAUGAUACCCUGUUGUGUGUUUUUUGCACACCCUUUAUUUAAUAAGAAAACACUACCAAAACUUGGGAGCUCCCAUGCCAGUGUGAGAAUGAGCUAAUGCAAGCUCCAAGUGAAUUGUCAACUAUGGUUCUAAAUGAGUGAUAAAAAAUUUAUUGGGUCGAGGAGUCGAGGAUUCACCUCUGCUUCAUGUACCAGACACAGAUGAACAUAGAAGUUGUUUCCCAAUUAUAUCUUUGUAGCAGGGCAUUCACAUUACAAGCUCAAAAACUUGGUUUCUCAGUGCUGUAUAUGUGCUUUGCAUUUUGAUACAACCAGGCAUAAGGCAGCACAUUCAUCAAUGUUCACUUAUUUCUUUUGACACCAUUAUUCACUUUGACCACAUGAAAAACCUUCAACUGUUAGCUGUUAAUUGUUUUUUUCUCCACUUUAUUCCACAGUAAAGUCAGUAACGGUGUUGGAGGCCAUGUCCAGGCUCCCACAGACUUUCAUUAUUUGCAGCACAUACGUAUGUUAUGUCAUCGGAGCUCUUGAGUUGAUUUAUCAAGCGUAACCGGAAUAUUUCGUUCGAACUCCAGUCAGAAUGUCAUACUUGUACCACAGCUUGGUACAUAGUAGGUGUCUUGUUUGCAUUCUAGCUUUUAAUCUUUCAGGUUUCAGUUUGAGUGGUACACAUCCUGUGAAUGGUAGCUAUAGAAUGUACCGAUUUGCUCUCACUGAAUACUAUACAAGAAAAAUCUGUACUUAACCAAUAGCUCUAGGACUAGUUAUUGGUGUUCCGGCAGUGAUCAAUUUUGCAGAGAAAUAGCAGACCCUUCUUGCUGUGUAAAUUUUCUUUCUUCUCCGAUGAUGAAGGCUGGCAGCACCUUGUUAACCAUACUUUGCUCGAAGUGGACGUGCCGGUUUUAUUUGUCUCAAUCUUUUGCACCUAAAGAUCUGCGGUUCACAUUUGGGUGCAAACUUGAAUUAGAGUCAGUGUCCUGGUAAUUAUAUUGGGGCAGAGCCAUGCCUGGGUGAGUGUUCUUGCAUUGUAUGAUCUUGGUGCUUUUUUUCUUUGUGCUGUCUUUGAUUUCAUGCUUUUUGUGUAGCUCUGAUGCUACGCACAAAAUAAAUAAAAUGAUAGAAAACAAA